This is a messenger RNA of Microthlaspi erraticum, 483 nucleotides long. The record is from the annotation of a GenBank genome assembly. Lineage: Eukaryota; Viridiplantae; Streptophyta; Magnoliopsida; Brassicales; Brassicaceae.
AUGGGAGAAGGAGGAAUGAAACGUGUUGAUGAAGAUACAAAGAGAGGGCUUGAUCAUGGAGCUUGGGUUCCUUUAAUGUUGAUGUAUCCUGAAGCAGACAUACCGGUUUGUCAACUCUCUGUUCAAUCAUCCCAAAACGCGACUUACCAUUACAACAUGGGCAAAGCAUUGGCUCCUUUGAAAGAUGAAGGUGUUCUCAUCGUUGGCUCUGGAAGUGCUACUCAUAACCUGAGGAAGCUUGACUUUGGCAUGGCCAAUGGACCUGUUCCUUGGGCUUUGGAGUUUGAUAUUUGGCUUAGAGAUUGUCUCUUGCAAGGAAGGUAUGGAGAUGUGAAUGAGUGGGAAGAGAAAGCUCCGAAUGCGAGAUUGGUGCAUCCAUCGCCUGAGCAUUUUUUUCCUUUACGUUGCGUUGGGUGCAGCUGGUGUAGAUGCAAAGGCAGAGCAAAUCCAUACAAGUUGGCAACUUGUUUAUCUCUGUAUUAG